CAAGGUGGCCGUCGGGCUUGAAGGCUCGGUCCCUGCGAGGCGGCGGGAUUCGGGAUGACUUGGUGCAGGUGUGAAUUUAUACAGGUCCUCAAGAUUUUAGUUUUACUCUUAGGACUUGGCAUUGUGUUGCUUUGGUACAGAAGUACGUGGCUCAGUACCCUCACACCAGGACUCCCUCAUUUUGCUUUGACUGACCAGCCGCUGAAGCUUCUACCUGAGGAACAUCUCAGGAAACUCUUUACCUACGAUGGAGUCUGGCUGUUCCCAAAAAACCAGUGCAAAUGUGAAGCCCCCGGAGGGCACGGAAGCUAUAACUUUCAGGAUGCCUAUGGCUCCAGUGAACUCCCUGCGGUGAAAGCCAGGAGGCGUGCUGAAUUCGAACACUUUCAGAGGAGAGAAGGGUUGCUCCGUUCACCGCUGCUGCUGGCUCAGCCCAACCUCCCCUUUGGGUACCCGGUCCAUGGGGUAGAGGUGAUGCCCCUGCAUACAGUUCCCAUCCCAGGUCUCCAGUUUGAAGGACAAGAUGCCGCCUCCUAUAAGGUCACCCUGACAGCUUCUCUGGGGACACUGAACACCCUUGCUGACACCCCAGACAGUGUGGUGCAGGGCAGAGGCCAGAAGCAGCUGACCAUUUCGACCAGUAACCGGAAGCUUUUGAAUUUCGUCCUCCAGCACGUGACAUACACCAGCACCGUGUACCAACAGCACAGGGUGGACGUGGUGAGUCUGCAGUCCAAGUCCUCAGUGGCCAGGUUUCCAGUGACCAUCCGCCAUCCUGUCAUCCCCAAGUUACAUGACCCUGGACCAGAGAGGAAGCUCAGAGACCUGGUGACCAUUGCCACCAAAACUUUCCUCCGUCCCCACAAGCUCAUGACCAUGCUCCAGAGCAUUCGGAAGUUCUACCCAGACUUGACCGUGAUCGUGGCCGAUGACAGCAAGGAGCCCCUGCAGAUCAAGGACAACCAUGUGGAGUAUUACACCAUGCCCUUUGGGAAGGGCUGGUUUGCCGGUAGGAACCUGGCCAUCUCUCAGGUCACCACCAAAUACGUCCUCUGGGUGGAUGAUGACUUCCUCUUCAACGACAAGACCAAGAUCGAGGUGCUGGUGGAUGUCCUAGAGAAAACGGAACUGGACGUGGUAGGUGGCAGUGUGCUUGGAAACGUGUUCCAGUUUAAGCUGUUGCUGGAGAAGAGUCCAAAUGGAGACUGUCUUCACCGGAGGCCAGGCUCCUUCAGACCCCUGGAUGGCUUCCCCCGCUGUGUGGUGACCAGUGGCGUGGUCAACUUCUUCCUGGCCCACACAGAGCGACUCCAGAGAGUUGGCUUCGACCCCCGCCUGCAGCGAGUGGCUCACUCAGAGUUCUUUAUUGACGGGCUCGGCAGCUUGCUUGUAGGGUCGUGCCCAGAAGUGAUUAUAGGUCACCAGGCCCGUUCUCCAGUGGCGGACCUAGAGCUGGCCAAGCUGGAGAAAACCUACGGCGCCUUCCGGACCAACACCAAGGACCAGAUCCAGUUCAAGCUUGCUCUCCACUACUUCAAGAACCAUCUCCAGUGCUCCACAUGAAGGUGCCCGGGCAUCAGGAAUGCUCUAGACUUACUGGCCGUGGGUGUCCGGAACAGCGGAACUGGUUUGGUCGGAGGACUCCUGAGAAGACGGGGCUGGAAACAACAAGCCCGUGGGUGGGGCAGACGGGUCAGGCUCAGUUACCAGAACUAUCCGUCAGAGAGGCUAAGGGUCGUUAGAAAUGGACCAACAGAGGCGUGUCAGUAACAGUCAUUGUUUGUAUGAUGAGUUACCGUUUCCCGAGCAUUCGCACCCACAGUAGCUCGAGUCAUCUCAUUUGAUCUCAUGCACGAGAGGAUACUGUGGGUUGUAUCCUUGGUCGAAAGAAUGGCUGAAGGGUUUUUGCAGAAUUGUGCAGCCAGGUUUGGAGGGUCAGAGGAGGGAAGAGGGACCAAUGCUCAGGCAGCUGAGUGAGCUGGUCGGGAGCCUGGAAGAUGGUGGGAUUCGGGCAGCAGAGAGAGGGAGGAGAGCCUUGUGGUCCAUUGCCUGCCAGGAUGAACGUUUCCCUGGCAUCAGACUCACUACUCCAAGGACACCUUCCGGAACACCAGGGAUUGAACUCCGACCCCGUGCUCAGGUGCCCUGGUAAACAGAGUAAGUUCGGCGGCAUUUCCAGGAACUCGAGACCGAUUGCUGACCACUCAAGACCCUCGUCAUCUGCAGAGAGGAGCCAUGACAUGCUGUUGGGGAAGGCUCUUCCUGUUACCUCUGGAGUCAACAGACCCGCCAAGUACUGUACUCGCCCUGCCGUUAGGGGCUCCACUCUUUCCUGCGGAAGACGGUCUAGGGUAGCUCAGGGUCUCCGAAGGUGCAGCUGUGAGGUGUGAAUAAAAUGUCAUGCAAAAUGUG
Messenger RNA from Suricata suricatta (meerkat), 2412 nucleotides. It is a transcript of the gene B4GALNT2, whose product is annotated as beta-1,4-N-acetyl-galactosaminyltransferase 2. Lineage: Eukaryota; Metazoa; Chordata; Mammalia; Carnivora; Herpestidae. Gene Ontology annotation, biological process: UDP-N-acetylgalactosamine metabolic process; UDP-N-acetylglucosamine metabolic process. The transcript is spliced from 11 exons. Gene Ontology annotation, molecular function: hexosyltransferase activity. Bases 55 to 1563 code for a protein of 502 amino acids. Gene Ontology annotation, cellular component: Golgi membrane. The record is from RefSeq and is a predicted model, not a curated record.